This is a messenger RNA of Hypoxylon fragiforme, 1282 nucleotides long. Its product is annotated as periplasmic binding protein-like II. The coding region runs from base 185 to 1102 and encodes 305 amino acids. The record is from RefSeq and is a predicted model, not a curated record. Lineage: Eukaryota; Fungi; Ascomycota; Sordariomycetes; Xylariales; Hypoxylaceae. The transcript is spliced from 2 exons.
AGUUAAUUGCCCACCCGAUUGAUUGUAAAACGUCAUGCGUUGUUUUGUUCUUCAUCUAUUCAUCUAUUUCUAUAAACUUAACAUAUUCACUUCAAGGUCAAGUGCUUGCCCAUCGACGACAUUUCGCAGCAUUGAAGUUGUAUAACGUACGUACCUAGUACACCCAUCAUUCGGAAUAGCAACAAUGGCCGAUUCUGCGCAACCCCUCCGGAUCGGCUUUGUGCCGGAGCAUUUCUCAACACCGCUCUACUUUGCACAGAAGCAUUUCGGCCUCGACGCAAAGUUGAUCCCUUUCCCGUCUGGAACGGGCCACAUGAUUAUAGCUAUCCGGUCUGGCGAAAUCGAUGUUGGCAUCGGCCUCACUGAAGCCUGGAUUGCAGGUUUGGGCAAGGAAGACGUUCCCGGCGACGGCGGCUACCGCAUCGUAGGGACCUACGUUGAGACACCUCUAUGCUGGGCCAUCUCAACCGGUGCAAAGCGACCUGAGAUUGCAUCCGUCUCUUCUCUCAAGGGGACCAAGAUCGGGAUCUCGCGCAUCGGCUCCGGCAGCCAGGUGAUGGGGUUCGUGCUAGCGGAUCAGCAAGGGUGGCUGACCCCCGGCGAGUCGCCUUACGCGGACUUCGUCAUACUGCAAAACUUUGCGAACCUCCGGAAUGCGGUUAACGACGGCUCGGCCGACUUCUUCAUGUGGGAGCAUUUCACGUCGAAGCGGUACUACGAUAGCGGGGAGAUCCGCCGCGUAGGCGAAAUCUACACGCCGUGGAGCAGCUGGAAGAUCGUGGCUGCGAACUCGCUGCUGCCGGGCGGGAAUCCGGAUCCGAGGUUGCAGGAGCUGUUUAAGAAGCUGGAUGAGGGUAUUGACUACUUUGCUGAGCACAAGGACGAGGCAGUCAAGUACAUUAGCACCGAGCUGGAUUAUUCGGAAGCGGAUGCACGGGAAUGGUUGCAAACUGUACGGUUUGCUGGAAAGACUGAGAGUGUCGAUUUGAAGGUUAUUCAAAGAUGUGUUGAUAUCCUUCGGAAAGCUGGUGUCUUGAAAGAGGGAAAGGGAUUCCAACCUGAGAGCAUGCUGGCCAAGGGGCUUGGCGCGCAAGCUCCGUAGCUACUAGGUACCAUACCUACCAAGCAAGUCAGGUUGAGCUCAAAUAGUAGCAUUGCCAUUUUACAAUAACAUUGACGUGGUGGUCUUGUGUAUGAAGCCAGGUACAAGCUGUACAUUAGUACCUAACCAGUAGACUAUUAUAGUACCUAGUAGUACCUAACCUACCUACUUACCCCGGUA